AGAGAAAGCAGAGCUCCAGCUGCAGAUCAGCUGACAGACGUGAUGUCUCUGCUGGACCGAGAGAAGUUGUCUUGUCCGAUCUGUCUGGAGCUCCUGAAGAAGCCGGUGACUAUUCCCUGUGGUCACAGCUUCUGCAGCGGCUGUGUUCGAGCCCUCUGGGCCUCAGAGGACCGUGGGGGGGGGGCCAGCUGUCCCGUCUGCAGACAGACCUUCACACCGACGCCCGUCCCCCAGACAAACACCACGUUAGCAGGUCUAGUGGAGCGCCUGAAGGAAACUGAACCCCCGGCUGAAGAUGUGGAACGGGGUUCCUGCUCUGGCCCCAAACCCGUCUCAGCUGCAGCAGAAAGAUCUUCUUCCUGUAGCCGUCUGUCUGUGAAGAGUGAUUGGUCCAAAGAUUCUCCUCCGUUCUUCAGGGACCAGACCCCAAACACACGAUCUUCUUCCUGUAGCCGUCUGUCUGUGAAGAGUGAUUGGUCCAAAGAUUCUCCUCCGUUCUUCAGGGACCAGACCCCAAACACACGGACUCAGGAGGAGCAGCAGUCCUGCUGUGCUUUGUGUCAGGACGUCCUGAAGGAUCCAGUCUCUACCAGCUGUGGACACUGGUUCUGCAGACGGUGCAUCACCUCAUACUGGGACCAGUCUGCUUCAUCAGGAGACUCCUGCUGUUCCCAGUGUGCAGAAAGAUCCAGAACCACAGAUGGACUGCAGAUAGCCAGUCAGACCAGCAUUAUACAAACAGAAAGUGUUCCGAGGAAGGUUUCAGAUAACCAUAAGAUCAGAGUGAAGAGGACAUGUGAACGUGUGACUGAAGGAAGUAAUGUAACAGGAAGUGGAUCCCUCCUCAGCAGGAUCUACUCUGAGGUCUACAUCACAGAUGGCCAGAGUGAAGAAGUUAAUACCCAACAUGAGGUGAGGCAGCUCGAGACAGCUUCCAAGAUGGAGACCCUCCAUGACUCUCCAAUCAAGUGCAGCGACAUCUUUAAAGUCUUACCUGACCAACAGAAACACAUCAGAGUCGUUAUGAUGAUCGGCGUCGCUGGCGUUGGAAAAACCUUCUCAGUGCAGAAGUUCUGUCUGGACUGGGCCGAGGGUUCGGAAAACCAAGAUGUGGAUCUGGUGAUUCCUCUUUCCUUCAGGGAGCUGAACUUGAUCAAAGAUGAGCAGUACAGUCUUCUGGAGCUGCUCCGUGUUUUCCAUCCAACAUUACAGGAGGUCACAGCAGAGCAGCUCGCUGGCUCUAAAGUUCUCUUCAUCUUUGACGGCCUGGAUGAAAGCAGACUUUCACUGGAUUUCAACAAGAGGAAGGUUGUUUCUGAUGUCACACAGAAGUCAUCAGUCAACGAGCUGUUGACAAACCUCAUCCAGGGGAAGCUGCUUCCCUCGGCUCUCGUCUGGAUAACUUCCCGACCUGCAGCAGCCAAUCAGAUCCCUCCUGCGUGUGUUGACAGGGUAACAGAAGUACAAGGCUUUGCUGAUGCCCAGAAGGAGGAGUACUUCAGGAAGAGAGUCAGUGAUGAAGAUCUGUCCAGUAGAAUCAUCUCCCACAUCAAGACAUCCAGGAGCCUCCACAUCAUGUGUCUGAUCCCAGUCUUCUGCUGGAUCACUGCUACAGUUCUGGACCACAUGUUGACUACAGGCCAGAGAGGAGAGCUGCCCAAGACCCUGACUGACAUGUACUCACACUUCCUGCUGGUUCAGACAAAGAGGAAGAAGCUCAAGUAUGCUGAGGGACAUGAGACGAGUCCACAGGAGCUGACGGAGGCUGACAGGGAAGUUCUUCUGAAGCUGGGGAGGCUGGCAUUUGAACAGCUGCAGAAAGGAAACAUCAUGUUCUACCAAGAAGACCUGGAGCGCUGUGGUCUGGAUGUCACAGAGGCCUCGCUGUACUCAGGAGUUUGUUCAGAGAUCUUCAAAAGAGAGAGUGUGAUCUUCCAGAAAACAGUUUACAGCUUCGUUCAUCUGAGCGUUCAGGAGUUUCUGGCUGCAGUCUACCUGUUCCACUGUUACACCAACAGGAAGACACAGGUACUGGAGGACUUCCUGGAAAAUAGAGAUGAUGAUGAUGAUGAGGACGAUGAUGAAGACGACGGCAAUGACGAUGACCUUUACCCAUCUCUAGAUGACUUCCUGAUGAAAGCCAUGGACAAAUCCCUUGAAAGUAAAAAUGGCCACCUGGACCUGUUUGUCCGCUUCCUUCAUGGCCUCUCUCUGGAGUCCAACCAGAGACUCUUAGGUGGCCUGCUGGGUCAGACAGACAACAGUCCAGAAAUCAUCCAGAGAGCCAUCAACAAUCUCAAGGAGAUGAAUGCUAAGUUGAUCUGUCCGGACAGAAGCAUCAACAUCUUCCACUGUCUGACAGAGAUGAACGACCACUCGGUCCAUCAGGAGAUCCAAGAGUUCCUGAAAUCAGAGAACAGAUCGGAGAAGAGACUCUCUGAGAUCCACUGCUCAGCUCUGGCCUACAUGCUGCAAAUGUCCGACGAGGUUCUGGAUGAGUUGGACCUGGACAAGUACAAAACAUCAUGGGAGGGUCGACUCAGACUGAUCCCAGCUGUGAGGAACUGCAGAAAGGCUCGACUUCGUGAAUGUUGGCUGUCAAAGACUCACUAUGAACUUGUGGCUUCAGCUCUGAAGUCCAACCCCUCCCAUCUGAGAGAGCUGGACCUGAGAGGAAGCAAGCUGCAGGACUCAGGAGUGAAGCUGUUGUCUGCAGGACUUGAGAGUCCACACUGUAGACUGAAGUCACUUUCACUUGCCAAUUCUGGACUGACAGAGAUCAGCUGUGCUUCUCUGGUCUCAGUUCUGAAGUCUAAUUCCUCUCAUCUGAGUGAGCUGGACCUGAGCAGAAACAACCUGCAGGAUUCAGGAGUGAAGCAGCUGUCGCCUGGACUGCAGAGUCCAGAAUGUACUCUGGAGACUCUCGGAUUGAGUGACUGCGGUUUGUCAGAGAUCAGCUGUGCUUCUCUGGCCUCAGCUCUAAAGUCCAACCCCUCCUAUCUGAGAGAGCUGGACCUGAGUAACAACCACGAGCUUCAGGAUUCAGGAGUGAAGCUUCUGUGUGAAUUUCUGGAGAGUCCACACUGUAGACUGAAGACUCUGAGACUUCAUCACUGUGAGCUACCGGGGAUCUGCUGUGCUUCUCUGGCCUCAGCUCUGAAGUCCAACCCCUCCCAUCUGAGAGAGCUGGACCUGAGCUACAACAAGCUGCAGGAUUCAGGAGUGAAACUUCUGUCUGCUGGACUGCAGAGUCCAGACUGCAGACUGGAGACUCUGAGGUUGAUUUGCUGUCUUCUGACGGAAGGAAGUUGUCUUUCUCUAGCAUCAUAUCUGAAGUCCAACCCCUCCCAUCUGAGAGAGCUGGAGCUGAGCUUUAACAAGCUGCAGGAUUUAGGAGUGAAGCGGCUGUGUGAUUUUGUGAAGAGUCCACAUUUCAGACUGGAGACUCUGAGGUUAAAGGACUGUAAGAUCACAGAUGACGGCUGUACUUCUCUGGCCUCAGCACUGAAGUCCAACCCCUCCCAUCUGAGAGAGCUGGACCUGAGUAACAACUACAGGCUGCAGGGUCCAGGAGUUAAGCUGCUGUGUAAUCUUAUGGAGAGUCCAAACUGUAGACUGGAGACUCUGGAGGUUACUGGAGGAGGGUGCUCGGCUGCAGCUGACGGACACGAAGCCACAGAUCCGUCCACGUCAGAGCCAGACCUCGAUGUGUCUGGGGACAGAAGAGAGGAUCAGCUGAGUCCUGAUGAUCUAGAGCGGUUGAAGCAGCCGACUGUGUGUGGAGAGUCUUCCAACACAGAUGUCAGUUCUUCACUUUAACAUUUUUGUUUAUUCGUGACCAUUUUUUCCUUCAUCAUCUGAUUCUGAUUCUGAACUUGUGUAUCUGUUGUCACCGAGUACUGUACGCUAAAAAAAUAAAUAUUUGUUACGAGCUGUUUUCUACUAACCCUGUAUGAUGGGAUUGCUAUCAUUGUUGGUAAACUUUUUGGAAAACAUUAACAAACCCAGAGUAUGAAUGUCAUAUAACUUCAGUCAUAACAGAAAAAUAAUUGAAAAUAAUUUAAAUUAAAACUACUUUAAAGUAUUUUUUUCUGGUUAAAUUACUUAGUAUUUGAACGUAGACUUGCAUACUCGCUGAUAGCGAUAUGUAGUCUGGCUAUCACCAUACCAAGCUCCAUCUUUUAAGAUUGGUUUACCCCGUCUAAGCGAUAUCAUCUUUUUAGGCUGUAUCGGAGGCUUUUCUGAUACUGGUAUCGGUAUGGGAACAACUCUUAUCAGACUGGGUUCCUCAGUUCAAGAUCAAGAUUCAAGAUUUACUUUAUUGUCAUUGUCAUGUGUACUUCUUUAUAUAAAAAAAAAAAUAUUGUUCCCCCAGCUUCUGUCAGUAUAAAACAAGGAAAUAAAUAGAAUAAAAACACAUAAAAUACAGCAUAUAGGAGGAGCUUGGGCACAGAGUAUUAAAGUGCAGUGGAGAGUUGCGGCUUGUGCAGAAUAGCAGCACAGUAUGUAAAGUGCAGGUGCAAUGCAGUCAUGUGUUUAGUCCAAACGAAGUGCAGUUAAGGCAGGUAGCUGCACAGUAGGGAAGCAUGGCAGUGUUAGAAAUAAAUAUAAUCAGUCAAGCUGGCUGUGCUUUAUGAGAAUACAAAUUAUAAGUUGAAUAGUGUUGUGUGUUUAGUGGAAAAGUACUGAGAGCUUAGUCAUGCAAAAUGAGGAAAAGACACUGUUGUACGUGCAGAAAGCAGCACUGAUGAUGGUGGUCAGAAAGCAACAAGAGUGCAGCAACAAAGUUAAUAUCAGUUUGAUAUCAGUUUGACCAUGAAGUUACUCCUCAAUCUAUGACAGACAACAGUGCAUUGUUCUCUCUGACCACCAGCAUAGUUACAGUCUGCCUAGCAACUGAUGAAGAGGGCGUGUGCCAGGAGGCUGGGACUAGUCUGUGCACCAACCAGGGGAGGCUAAGUUUAAACCACGGCACUCCUCCAACCUUUAAUAAACUAAUCAAAAUGCUCCUAGAGACUGCUGUAUGAAUUCAUGUAUAAGCCAGGGAAUUCAGUCUGAUGAGAGAAGCCUGAGUGCCUGCUCAACUCAGACCCCGUGUACACGUAUAUACUCUUAGGAGUUUACUUAAAUAAAUACUUGUUAAACUUUUAAA
This is a messenger RNA of Sander lucioperca (pikeperch), 5152 nucleotides long. RefSeq names its product NACHT, LRR and PYD domains-containing protein 12-like. Lineage: Eukaryota; Metazoa; Chordata; Actinopteri; Perciformes; Percidae. Bases 43 to 3819 code for a protein of 1258 amino acids. Gene Ontology annotation, molecular function: protein binding. The transcript has 14 exons. The record is from RefSeq and is a predicted model, not a curated record.